Haliotis rufescens (red abalone) is the source of this 3122-nucleotide messenger RNA. RefSeq names its product sorting nexin-16-like. Gene Ontology annotation, molecular function: phosphatidylinositol binding. Gene Ontology annotation, cellular component: early endosome; late endosome; extrinsic component of endosome membrane. Bases 226 to 1473 code for a protein of 415 amino acids. The transcript is spliced from 8 exons. Lineage: Eukaryota; Metazoa; Mollusca; Gastropoda; Lepetellida; Haliotidae. Gene Ontology annotation, biological process: endosome to lysosome transport; early endosome to late endosome transport; protein targeting to lysosome. The record is from RefSeq and is a predicted model, not a curated record.
CGCUGUAUCACUUCCGGUGAAAUCACGUGAAAAUAUCAUAACAAGUGUCUAUCACCUGUUAAAGAAAAGGAAGUUAAUGCUGUUCCAUUGUGAACAUGAUUCAGCUGUCUAAACUUGAAGAGAAGUCAUUGAGAUGUCUCUAACCAAGCCAGACUCCAUGCUGUUGGUCUCACAGAGGGUGCUUAUUCACUAAGUUGUGAUCAUCGACAGAGUGACCACAUCAAGAUGGAUUCCUCAGAUAGUCAUAGUAAUCUGGACAGUGGAAGUGUUGGAAUCAGUGCCACUGAAAGUUUCCACAAUGACGGAACUGCAGUGUUAUCAGUUCAGUUUGACAGGAAGUCCUCCUUUCUGGCGCAUGAUCACAAGACCUCCACACCAGGACGGACUAAGUCCAAGCCGACGAGUCUCGACAUGUCCAUGACAUCCUAUGAUGCCCUGAAACCCUCUGAAGCACCGUCGGCCAUAUCAACCAACAGUAUUCUUCGCUUGGGAGACGAAGAAGAUGAUGUAAACACGACCUUGAGUCUUGAUGGAUCCAGUGAGCCGCCAGGCUCACCCACCUUGCUUGACACGUCUGAAGGCUCGUCCCCCGCAAUGUCUCCACCGCGGACUGAACAUCGGGUGUUGAAUCAGAUCUGUCCCGUUGACCCAGAUUCCAUUCCGGAGAUUCGAGUUGAAGCGGAACCGGAGACACUUUACCCAGAAGACAUCCGAGUGCCCAUCCUGGGAUAUGAGGUCAUGGAGGAGAGAGCCAAGUUCACUGUCUACAAGAUACAGGUUGAUAAGUCAGAUCAUGAAUCCUGGUUUGUCUUCCGGCGCUACACAGACUUCAGUCACCUCAAUGAAAGGCUGCUGAACAUGUUCCCCGGCAUCCGACUUUCUCUUCCGCCUAAACGCUGGUUUCGUAGCAACUAUGAGCGCGACUUCCUGGAGGAUCGAGUACAAGGCUUGCAGGCUUUCCUCAACAACGUCACGGGCCACAGUGACAUAUGCAACAGCAAGCCAGUUCGGGAGUUUUUCUGUUUCGAUGAUCCUCCAGGGCCUCAUGACAGUCUGGAAGAGAGUCGGGCACUGUGUGAGAACCUGGAAGAGACGACGUACCAUCUCCGACAGGAUGUAGAUGAGAGAGACCGGGAGAUCAUGCUGCUGAGGGAAGAGUUGGAGUUAUACAAGUCACAAGUCUCCAUGCUGUCAAAACGUCUCCGGGAGGUGUCCGGUGGGAGAGAUACAUCGUCUCUGAUGUCGCCAAUAUCAAACGAGUUCUCGGUGGCGGAGUGUGACAUGGAGGUCAGCCUGGAGCCAGAAGCUGACCAGUCACAUCCCUUGACGUCCAGUGACAGCAGACUCGAGGAUGGGAACCGGGACACCUCAACACCGAUUCCAGACAAGGAUCAUCCGCCUGCAGGAAAACGGCUAAAAUCAUCUCACGUCGUCCCAGUCAUGGUGCACACCGCAGCUGAGGAACAUACAUAGCUGGAGUUACCUCCCUUGUGCUACGUCUCACCAUCGCCAAAAUGUGAACGAAACUAUUGGAUUCUGCAUAGAUGGUGCUUCUCAAUAUUUCACUACCCUGGAUCUUGAACAUGAAAUGAAAAUCAUCCACCUAAGUUCUCAAGUCACCAAUUUGAAAUUAAAUAUGUCCACCCAAUAUUGUCAUGUAAAAAAGAUAUCUUAUUUAAUCACUACGUCACAUAUAAUGUGUGUGACCUGCACAGCCUCACUGAUGAAUAACUGCUGUGUGAUAUCACACCAACAUGCGGAAUAAUACAAGACUUCCUGGUUAUUUCUUCACAAGACACUGGUGAUAUUCCUGGGUUUUCACACCCUGUUUCCUGAAGUGCUAUUCUCCCCACACAGUGUGGACUACCAUCUUAUACACGUGCCUUUUUGAAUUAAUUUUGUUGUGUAUAAAACGAAUUGAUUUGAUAUUCACAAGAUAUUUGCCACUUUCACAAUUUGAAUAUUUAUAACUCAUGUAGAUAUACACCUGUACAUAUUACAUGCUGAUGGGAUUAUGCAUCUAGAUGCUGCUUGGUUAUUUCUUGUAUCUUGAAUUCCACGUGCAGUAUGAUCAUGACUGGAUGAAAUUGUAUAUAAAUACCGUCGUCCCAAAUUCGGUGAAUAUUAUGUACAUAUAUUGCAUGUAUAAUAAAUUAUUUGUAUGGACCCAAGUUUAUCUCUGGUCUGCAAAACCCUAUUACCUUCUAUGAUGUUUCAAUUCAGCAAAAAUAAUUUCAUUUUUGGAUCAUCAUAGUUUAAGUCAUAUCUGAUACAUGAAAGCAGCUACCAGUGUGUAAUAUCAGUGUGUAGAAGUGACACUUGGUUUGAUUAUAACAGUUUACGCAUGGUAGAUGUACAUCAAUGUAUGCUGUUAUAUUGUCAAGGAGGAGGUUAUUGAUGGGAUUACUAGGAGUUGAAUUUGUUAAAAUGUUAAAGUCUGUCUUAGUCGGAACAAUAAUUGAAAUUAUGCACCUAGACUUGUAGAGUUGAUCCAUUUCCAUGUUAAGUUUCAUUCAUUUAGAUGCAGAAAUAAAUUAAUGAAAAUUAUUUUUACAGCACUGAAAUAACUGAAAGCUAUGGGCUACAGAGCUGUGUGAUAAUACCUGUGGUCCCUGCUUGAGUCCAGCAUUGCCAAGGGUACAGAAAAUACCUUGCUUAGCUGUUAUCAAGAAACUCUUGCAAGGUAGUUACAAGAUAGUACAAUUUAGAUCUCAACCUUGCAAUUGAAAAUAUAUAGCUGAGCUAUAGGUUCUAUUAAAAUAUUGGACUUGAUGUCACAUUUUUGUAUUUCUCUGAACAUGCUGAAAACUAUUACUUAAUAUGACUAAGUUGCUAUUUUUUUAUACAUGGAAGUUCAAAUGUGAACACUUUGAUUGUUGAAAGUGGAUAAGUUUGCAAAAUGAAUUUUAUAUAUUUUAACUAAAUCUGUAUCAGUAUUAUAAUGUUAUUCUUAUUUCCUGAAGAUUUUAUAUCUUUUAGUCAUUGUGUUAAUUCAGGAAAGGUUUAUGUUUUAGGACAAAUAUUUGUUGAUUGUUUGAAAACAGUAUUAUUCCAAAGGUGUUAUAAAGUUCAUGGUUUCCUUUGGAAAAGGUUAUUUAAUCUUGUCAUAAACAAUAUUAAAC